Messenger RNA from Lethenteron reissneri (Far Eastern brook lamprey), 2045 nucleotides. Its product is annotated as histidine-rich glycoprotein-like. The record is from RefSeq and is a predicted model, not a curated record. NCBI's taxonomy places the organism in Eukaryota, Metazoa, Chordata, Hyperoartia, Petromyzontiformes, Petromyzontidae.
CAGGCUGCCAAGAGGAGCCCGGUGGAGGUCGUCGUGAUCACGACGGCUCGUCAGGGUUGCCAUGCCAGGGUCGCGGUGUCGUGUGGGUCAUCGUGUUCGCUCGAGAUCAUCAGCGAGCACUGCCAAGAUACGGACUGCCAGAGAGCGCCUUGGGUGUCGGUGCUGUCUGAGUCCCCAUGGCCAGCCAGAGACUCCCACGGCGAGCCGAGACGCCAACUGGGCACACCCAUACCCACGGCUUCGCUUCUCACUCGAUUCGCGUGAGCGCCGGGGCAGCCCCAGCCCCAAGUAGCCCGGGAGCAGAGCGAGCGGCACCCAGGUGACGGGACGCGCCCCGGUGGGCCUCCGCCGUGGAGACGGAGCGAUUCAGCCGGCGUGGAUCCACGCUCGCGCACGCUCUCUUCUCACAAAGGCAAAGGUUCCCCGGCAAGUGCCGGGUGGCUUGUGACUUCGCAAGAUCGUGAGAUGGCAACAGCUUAGGGAGACCUACAUCCAGCAGUGGAUUGGCCAUCCCUGAUGGUGAUGAUUUUUCUCUGGUCCGCUAAUUCUAUCCCUGUAGACUGUCGGCAAACCGCGCUGUUAGCGAGCGCCUAUUAAGGCUGAGAGGGCGCACUGGAGAUACGUGGUGUGGGGAGAGCGCCUGCGAGCUCGGCCGCCUUUGUCUCUCCAGGGGUGAUGUUGGUCAUGCGACAAGAGGUGGUCAUGUGAGACCGAGUCGCUCCUAAGGGAGUCCCGUGCAAGACUGCCCCUGGUGUCGAUAGCCACUUAUGAUGGCGGCGAUUGUCAGGAAUAGAACUCAGGUCUCCGAGUUUGGAGCUCAGUAUGCGAACCACUGAGACCCCACAAACACCCUUCGCUACCUCGCUCUCACACACACAAAGACAAAGAUGCUCCGUAUAGCCUUAACAUACUUUUGGGGUAAGUGCUGUGAGCGAGCACCGAUGAAGGCCGGCACUGUGGCACACGAGGGGGUGGGUGGUCAGCUCCACGCACCUUGAGGCUAUCACGUGACGUGUCGAAGGCUCGCUGCUGGCAGGAGGUCACGGGGCAGCCCCAGGUGACUCGGGUUGACUGACUGAGAUGACUGGCAGAUGCACCACCCGUGGUCCCCACUGCGUCAACUCUCUCUCUCACACACGCACUGACACACUCACACACUCUCACACACUCUCACACACACACUCACACACUCUCACACACUCUCUCACACUCUCACACUCUCUCACACUCUCUCACACACGCUCUGACACACACGCACUGACACACGCAUGCUCACACUCUCACACGCACUCUCACACCCUCAAGCACUCUCACACACUCUCACACUCUCUCACACUCUCUCACACUCACAAACUCUCACACUCUCACACACUCUCUCACACUCUCUCACACUCUCACACUCUCUCACACUCACACACUCUCACACACUCUCACACACUCACACACACUCUCACACUCUCACACACUCACACACUCUCACACACUCUCUCACACUCUCUCACACUCACACACUCUCACACACUCUCUCUCACACUCUCACACACUCUCACACACUCUCACACACUCUCACACACUCUCACACUCUCACACUCUCACACUCUCACACACACCCUCACACCCUCACACACUCUCACACACUCUCACACACUCUCACACUCACACACUCACACACUCUCACACUCUCACACACACCCUCACACCCUCACGCACUCUCACACACUCUCACACACUCACACACACUCUCUCACACACUCUCACACACUCACACACACUCACACACUCUCGCACCCUCACGCACCCUCACGCACUCUCAUACACACUCUCACACACUCACACACUCUCACACACCCUCACACACUCACACUCUCACACUCUCUCACACACUCACACACUCUCACACACUCUCACACACUCUCACACUCUCACACUCUCUCACACUCUCUCACACUUUCUCACACACUCACGCACCCUCACGCACUCGCACCCUCCACUCUCGUCUCCGCAUAAACAUUCAGAACGCGGCGCUCCGCCCGUACAGUGCAAUC